CGGUUACUGUUCGGGAGGUGAAUCAGUCGGGUGGUCGGGAUGGCAGAUUGAUGUCUCGUUGUAUGACAGUUUUGAGAAGUCGUGCGUGCAUUUUAGAGGAUUUAGCUUGUGAUAUAGUUAACCCACACGUGUAAUUCGCAUUCACUUAUGCACAUCGCGUGGAUCGUGCCACCUCCGAGCAGGUGAAUAUCGAUCAGAGCAACAUGGCACCCUUGGCAAUGGGUUCGUUGGUGAUACUGUUUAUUACAAUCUUGGUUGGAAGUGCGAAAGAUACAUCUUUCGAAGCUGCUUUUCAAGGUCAUUGCGGAGAAGAGAGUCCGUGUCAACACUUCUGUUACGAUCUGCACGAUGGAACCUACGAGUGCUCGUGUAGAGAUGGAUACAAUCUAUCAGAAGAUGGUUACAGUUGUGUAGAAAUUGGAAAUUCAAGAGGAGGUAGAAAAUUGACAACAUCCAGUGCUGACCAAUUACAGAAUGAAAAACCUGUAUCUGAUGAAAAAGAUAUAUAUUACCGUCCAUAUCAAAAUGAGGACAUUGAUGAUAGCAAUGACGUUCACAUAUUUUUUGAUGUGAAUCAUCUGGAUGGAAAAAAGAGAAGUGGGCAUCGAAUCGAAGAUCCUUAUCAACCCAUGAAUACUUUAUCAGUGACUACUCCCAGCACGAGACGUUCUUGUGACAUUCUUCUAUGUGAAUCGGGUGGUAUAUGCAUUCAAGAUGAAGUUCAAGGUACAGGAAGAUGUAGAUGUCCAUUGGGAAGAGGUGGAACGUAUUGCGAACAACCGCUAGAACCUCGUUAUCCAAGAUUUAAAAACGGCUCCUAUUUGAUUUUACCAGUAUUGAGGGAAGCUUAUAAAUCCAUGCAAGUUACGAUCGAGUUUCGUCCGGAAAGUUACGAAGGUAUUCUUAUGUACAGUGGAGAAAAAUCAAAUUUGCAGGGAGAUUAUAUAGCAAUUGUAUUAAAUAAAGGUUUUGUGGAAUUCAGAUUUGACUGUGGUAUGGGUGAAGGUAUUUUAAAAAGUGACCAACCAGUCGUACUUCAUUCUUGGAAUAUGCUUUCCAUAUUUAGAGAUGGAUGGGAUGCUUGGAUGCAGUUAAAUAAUGGAAAGCAGAUUCAGGGACGAUCGAGGGGGCUUUUCUCAAGAAUAACAUUCCGUCAGAAUUUAUAUCUUGGUGGAUCACCAAAUAUAUCUUUAGUGAAAGAUCGACUGCUUACGUCAUCUAAUUUCAUAGGCUGCAUAAGAAAUUUGGAAAUUAAUAGUCAUAUUUAUGAUUUUAGACCAGUUAAAAGAGGUGAUUCUCUUCAAGGAGUUGAUAUAGAGGAAUGCAAUGCUGAUGUCUGUAGCCAAAUUAUUUGUCACAAUGGUGGACAGUGUGUUGCUGCUAGUCCGGAUCAUGGAAUCUGUUUAUGUCCCAUUGGUUUCAUUGGAGAAAAAUGUGAAACACCUGUUGACAUCAUCAUUCCUUCAUUCAAUGGAUCGUCUUACCUUCAGUAUCCGGGACUCGCAAAUACUGUGUUGUCAUUUAUUGAAGUACUCAUUGUAUUUAAACCAUACGUUCCAAAUGGUGUUCUCUUUUACAAUGGAUACAAGAUGGAUGGAUCGGGCGAUUUCAUUUCAAUCAAUCUAGUGAAUGGAUUUGUAGAACUGAGAUUUGAUUUGGGUACGGGAGUUGCCAUUAUAAGAAGUUCAGAACCAAUUUCAAUGAAUGAGUGGCACACAGUUUUCAUAUCAAGAACAGGCCGAGAUGGAAUUUUAGAAGUCGACAAACAAGCUCAUGUAGAAGGAAUGUCUCCCGGUGCUUUUACCCAAUUAUCUUUACCACUUAAUCUUUAUGUGGGUGGAGUUCCCGAUUUUCAGGACACUGCUCGGAAAGCCGCUAUUUCUACUUCAUUUAAUGGUUGCAUUCAGAAAUUGGUGAUAAAUAGUAAACCACUCAAACUUUUAGAAGAAGCUCUUUCUGGUGUGAAUAUUGGAAAUUGUGAACAUUCUUGUGUCAACAGUCCUUGUCACAAUGGUGGAAGCUGUGAACCAAAACAUGACUUUUACACUUGUCAUUGUCUGUUAGGAUAUACAGGAAUUAAUUGUGAAAAAGAAGGAACUGAAAUUAUUGCAGAACCAAUGUUUACUGGAGCUAGUUAUCUACAUUACAUUGAUGAUGGCAUCAUGAAGAGAAUUCGUGGUAAUAAAGUGGACAUCAAAUUAAAAUUUAGAAGUUUUGCACAGACUGGUCUCAUUUUAUGGGCUGGAAAAAAUCACAUGACUGCUUCCAGUGAUUUUCUUACUCUGGGUAUAAGAGACAGUUAUUUGUACUUCCAGUACAAUUUGGGUUCAGGAGAAGUCACCAUUGUUCAAAAUUCCACCAAAGUGGAUGAUGGAAAAUGGCACAGUUUACACGCCAUCAGGCAUAAUCAAGAAGGUUCAUUGAUCAUUGAUAACAGUCCUGCAAUAAUAGGAAAAUCUCCUGGUCCUUUACAUCAACUUAAUGUCAACAAUGGUUUAUAUUUGGGAGGGAUGGAGGAUAUUGUACACCUGAGCCAAAAUCAUUACAAAAUUGGAAUGGUUGGAUGUUUGGCUAACUUUACCCUGUCCACAGACUAUCACGUCCAUUUAAUCAUCCAUGCAACAAGUGGGAUCAACAUUCAGCAAUGCCUGUAGAGACAGACAGGAAACAAAACAAAAAACCCUGUAUUUUGCACAACAGAAAUACAAUUAUCUGUGCCAAGACAGAAGCAUCCUGCAUACUGCACAUUACUAUGUAUGCUUUUUUUGAAAUUGAUGUUACCGCAGAAGAGUCUUGGCGAACGUAAACGUCGAACCAUCUUUUUCUCCAGAUGUCAGCACUGAAAGAAUGUCCGAGAACAACAUUCCACUUGACACAUCACGUCGUUCAUUACGAGGAUGGCGGAGAACACUUCCUGCGAACGUUUUUAAACAAAGUGUCGCAAAGUAUGUUCGUGCUAUGAAACAUUUGAUAAGCUUACAUUUCGGUUUGUUGUUCCUGUGCAUUGUGUUUAGUGCCUUUUUUAUGCUUCUAUCGGAAAAAAAAUAAGGUUAGAAGUACUAUGUCUCAUUUCCCCAUUCUCUAACAAUAUCCCGUAUAAAUGUCGACGGAAGUUUUCUGUACGAUUUAUGCAAUAUUCAUUAUAAACACAUUUCUAACAUAAAAGAGUUUGAAUACACUUUUGAUAGCAUAACGUUUGUGUGUGAUAAUUACUAAAAUUUUAUUUAAAAUUAGAUAAAACUAGUCAUUUUAAGAAAUUUCAUAAAAUAUGAUGAGAGAAGAGAAUUUUGCAUAAAUGAUAUCUUUCCAACAAACUUUAAUUAACUUCUUGCAAUGGAUAAAUAUGUCAUUUUUUCAACUUUACUAUUUAGAAGAGCUAUGCUAUAAAAAAACCAGGAUCCAAAAUUUUGAAUUUGUAAAUAAGAUUUACUUUGCCUGUUUAUUAUAAAAGUUAUGCAGUUAAAAUAUCUAAAUAAAUA
Molecule: messenger RNA, 3479 nt
Organism: Centruroides sculpturatus (bark scorpion)
Lineage: Eukaryota; Metazoa; Arthropoda; Arachnida; Scorpiones; Buthidae
Product: pikachurin-like
Exons: 14
Coding region: 204-2654 (816 amino acids)
Molecular function (GO): calcium ion binding
Source: RefSeq, a predicted model, not a curated record